Molecule: messenger RNA, 590 nt
Organism: Hyaena hyaena (striped hyena)
Lineage: Eukaryota; Metazoa; Chordata; Mammalia; Carnivora; Hyaenidae
Gene: TSTD1
Product: thiosulfate sulfurtransferase like domain containing 1
Exons: 4
Coding region: 48-461 (137 amino acids)
Cellular component (GO): cytoplasm
Molecular function (GO): thiosulfate-thiol sulfurtransferase activity
Source: RefSeq, a predicted model, not a curated record
GGUGCCUUCGCUUCCGCUUCCGGUCCCGGUUCCGGGAGGCGGGAGAGAUGCUGUGGGCACGGCCGGGGCGGCUCGGGGCCGCAUUCCUGCAGCUCGCCGUCGCGGCGCGCGCCAUGGCUGGAGCGCCCACAGUCUCGCUCCCUGAACUGCGUUCGCUCCUGGCCUCGGGCCAGGCCCGGCUCAUCGAUGUGAGAUCUCGGGAGGAGGCGGCAGCGGGGACCAUCCCGGGGGCGCUCAACAUCCCGGUGUCGGAGCUGGAAAGUGCCCUGCAGAUGGAGCCCGCCGCUUUCCAGGCUUUGUACUCCGCCGAGAAGCCCAAGCGGGAAGACGAGAAUCUCAUUUUCUUCUGCCAGAUGGGCAAGCGGGGCUUGCAGGCCACGCAGCUGGCCCGGGGCCUCGGAUACACAGGGGCUCGCAAUUACGAAGGGGCCUAUAGAGAAUGGUUCCAGAAAGAAGGUUAGGUAGCCGGUGGCUUACUGAUGGCCCCCUCUCCCUCCCCACCGCGGCCACCUUAACUAAGGAGGGGGGGCCGACCCCAGCCUUGGGCUCUCUGCGCGCAAAAACAUCAAAUAAAGAUCGGUUUACUCGAA